Messenger RNA from Ornithorhynchus anatinus (platypus), 1057 nucleotides. RefSeq names its product serine and arginine rich splicing factor 7 (gene SRSF7). Gene Ontology annotation, cellular component: cytoplasm; nuclear speck; nucleoplasm. The transcript is spliced from 8 exons. NCBI's taxonomy places the organism in Eukaryota, Metazoa, Chordata, Mammalia, Monotremata, Ornithorhynchidae. Gene Ontology annotation, molecular function: zinc ion binding; RNA binding. Gene Ontology annotation, biological process: mRNA splicing, via spliceosome. The record is from RefSeq and is a predicted model, not a curated record. The coding region runs from base 45 to 761 and encodes 238 amino acids.
CCCACCCCCGGUCGGCGGAGCGGAGCGGAGCCCGCCCCCACACCAUGUCGCGUUACGGGCGCUACGGAGGAGAGACCAAAGUGUAUGUAGGUAACCUGGGAACUGGUGCUGGUAAAGGAGAACUCGAAAGAGCUUUCAGUUACUAUGGACCCUUAAGAACCGUGUGGAUCGCGAGAAACCCUCCGGGGUUUGCCUUCGUGGAGUUCGAAGAUCCCCGAGAUGCCGAAGAUGCGGUUCGAGGACUAGAUGGAAAGGUGAUCUGUGGUUCCCGAGUGAGAGUUGAGCUGUCGACCGGUAUGCCCCGUCGCUCGCGAUACGAUAGACCGCCUGCCCGGCGUCCAUUUGAUCCUAAUGAUAGAUGCUAUGAGUGUGGAGAGAAAGGUCAUUAUGCUUACGAUUGUCACCGCUAUAGCCGUCGCAGGAGAAGCAGGUCGCGGUCUAGAUCGCAUUCCAGGUCCAGAGGCAGGAGGUAUUCUCGCUCGCGGAGCCGGAGCCGUGGGAGGAGGUCAAGAUCGGCCUCCCCGCGCCGCUCGAGGUCAGCCUCUCCUCGUAGAUCUAGAUCUGCCUCUCCCCGCAGGUCUAGAUCCGGCUCUCUAAAAAGAUCAAGGUAUUUCGAGUCCCGAUCAAGGUCGAGGUCCAGAUCUAGGUCCAUUUCCCGGCCAAGGAGCAGCCGGUCAAAGUCCAGAUCACCAACUCCAAAGAGAAGUCGUUCUCCAUCAGGAAGUCCCCGCAGGAGUGCAAGUCCCGAAAGAAUGGACUAAAAUUGUGAAAUUCCACCUUUUAGGAAGAAAGCUAUUUUGUUUACAUUAUUAUAAGGGAUUUUGUGGUGUCUGUUUGUAAAUGUAAGGACUUGGUCCUAGAAGGGUAUUUCAACCAUCUAACAAUCAAAAAAAAAACAAACCAACGGAUCUGGAUAUUCUAAGCUCUGUAAAUUCACAUCAGUAGGGUAGUGUACAUUUUUUUGUUGUUGUUGUAUGUAUUAACAUCCUAUGAUCUGCAAAUGUGGGAUUUUUUUAUUGGCACAUUUUAAAAAUAAAAAUGUGUAUUUCUAACUAGA